This is a messenger RNA of Impatiens glandulifera, 1398 nucleotides long. RefSeq names its product UDP-glucosyltransferase 29-like. Lineage: Eukaryota; Viridiplantae; Streptophyta; Magnoliopsida; Ericales; Balsaminaceae. The record is from RefSeq and is a predicted model, not a curated record. Gene Ontology annotation, molecular function: UDP-glycosyltransferase activity. Bases 1 to 1398 code for a protein of 465 amino acids. The transcript has a single exon.
AUGGAAGCAAAAGACAGCAUUUUGAAAAUUGUGAUGCUUCCAUGGCUUGCUCAUGGACAUAUCUCACCAUACUUAGAGCUAGCCAAAAAUCUGGCAAAGAGAAACUGUGAGAUAUACAUAUGUUCUACACAAGUGAAUCUCAAUUCCAUCAAGAACAAGGUAAGUGAAAUUAACCAGUUUUUUAAUCCCUCCUUCAAUUCUAUCCAUUUGAUAGAAAUACAAAUCCCAUUUCAUCCGGACCUCCCUCCUCACCACCACACAACCAAUGGCCUCCCUCCCCACCUCAUCCCUACCCUCAUGAAAGCCUUUUCCAUGGUAAUUCCAUCCUUUUCUCAAACCCUCAAAACCCUAAACCCGGAUUUAGUUUUGUAUGAUGUCUUUCAGCCAUGGGCAUCCAAACUAGCUGCUUCUCUUUCCAUUCCAGCCGUUGAGUUCAACACCACGUGUGCUGCCAUGAUCUGUUAUGGCUACCAUAGAUCGGAGAAUCCGAAUAGUACAGAUUUCCCAUACCCGGAACUGAAUCCUCGGGGAUCCUACUGGGUUAGGAAAAUGAAUGAGAUGUUUUCAUCACCUCCGGAUGGGAAUGAAGAUGAAUCUAGCCCCCUCGAAUCCCACAAAAGAUCUUGUCAAAUAAUCUUGACAAAGUCAUUCUUGGAGAUUGAGGAGAAAUAUCUCGAUUAUGGUUCAACCCUUUUAGGGAAAAGAAUCAUCCCCGCGGGUGCCCUUGUUCCAGAUCCAGGAUGUGGCGGAGAUGAUAUUGUUGACAUGAGUAAGAAUGUAAUGGAGUGGUUGGAAAAGAAGGGGAAAUCGUCGACAAUAUUUGUGUCGUUUGGAUCCGAAUGCUAUCUCUCGAGAGAAGAGAUGGAGGAGGUGGCUUAUGGAUUGGAAGAAAGCAUGGUGAACUUCAUAUGGGUUCUUAGGUUUCCCAAAGAGGAGAAGAGGACUAUUAGGUUUGAUGAAUCAAUCCCUAAAGGUUUUCUUCAAAGGGUAGGAGAUAGGGGUCUAUUGGUCGAGACGUGGGCACCACAAGCAAGGAUCUUGGCCCAUGAAAACAUUGGCGGCUUUGUAAGUCAUUGUGGAUGGGGAUCUAUUAUGGAGGCCAUGGGAUUUGGGGUCCCAAUCAUUGGCAUGCCUAUGCAAUUCGACCAACCCAUCAAUCUCAAGGUCAUUGUGGAGGCUCGAGCCGGUAUGGAGGUGGUCAGAGAUGAGGCGGGUAUGCUCGAUAGGCGUGCGAUAGCUCGAGUGAUAAGAGAAGUGGUGUUGGGAGAUGAAUUGGGAAAACAAAUAAGAAACGGGGCCAAAGAGAUUAGAGAGAAAUUGAAAAUGAAGGGAGGUGUGGAGAUGGAUAGAGUAGUGGAGGAAUUGAUGAUAGUUUGUGGUAAGAACAACAAGUCAUGA